Messenger RNA from Lachancea thermotolerans CBS 6340, 951 nucleotides. RefSeq names its product Spt2p (gene SPT2). Bases 1 to 951 code for a protein of 316 amino acids. NCBI's taxonomy places the organism in Eukaryota, Fungi, Ascomycota, Saccharomycetes, Saccharomycetales, Saccharomycetaceae. Gene Ontology annotation, molecular function: DNA binding; histone binding. Gene Ontology annotation, biological process: nucleosome assembly; regulation of DNA-templated transcription. The record is from RefSeq and is a predicted model, not a curated record. Gene Ontology annotation, cellular component: nucleolus. The transcript has a single exon.
AUGAGUUUUCUUGCAAAGCUCUCACAGCUUAGAAAGAAGCCUGCGACCAAACCAGGCGAGAAGACCAUGGAUAAAUCUCCAAAACCCGUUUCAGGUGUAAUACUUGAUCCACUUAGAAGCGAGAGCUCUCUCCUUCCUCAAAAGUAUGUUAGAGAGGAAGACCCUGCUAUUAGAAGACUGAAGGAGCUUCGACGGAAAGAACAGUUGAAAAACGCGCCCAAGAACAAACCUGGUGCACCUUCUAGUAGAAAGAAAAAGGAUGAAAACUCCGCAACAGCUACAGAGACCAAGUUCCGGAGAAAAGUGGGUCAGUCUACUAAGCCGCAAAGACCAGUGGCGCCUGUUAGGAGGGAACCUCUCAAGAAACUUAGCUUCGAUGAGCUUAUGAAGGAAGCAGAAAAGAAGGCAAGCGACCCCUCCACUGAUUCAAAAGCACCUUCUGCUCAGAAAGCCACUUCUUCGAUUGCUAAGCCCAUUAAGUUGAAUAAGCCCGGCUUUAAUAAGGGCGCUAGACGUACCCCCGCCGCAGCUCCAGUUAGCAAGCCACGUGAACGGAAGGAACCGACAGUGAAACUUAAACAGCUCUCGAUUCCAAAGUCUUCAAUCGCUCAGCCUGGCGAAAAGCUACGCAAGAAGUUGGAUUCCAUCAAAAAGAAGCGCCAGGGAGAGGCUUAUGGGUACGAAGAUGAAGAGGACUUAGAUGAUUUCAUUGAGGACGACGAGGAAGAGGAAGGAUUUAACCGCGACGAGAUUUGGGCAAUCUUUAACAAGGGGAAGAAAAGGCGGAACUUCGAAAACGACUAUGAUUCCGAUGAUAUGGAGGCCAAUGAAAUGGAGAUUUUAGAGGAAGAAGAACGCGCAACAAAAAUGGCUAGGUUGGAAGAUAAGCAGGAAGAAGAAUGGCUUAAGAGACACGAACAAGAAAAGAGACGAAAAUUUGUCAGGCCAUGA